Molecule: messenger RNA, 3569 nt
Organism: Zootermopsis nevadensis
Lineage: Eukaryota; Metazoa; Arthropoda; Insecta; Blattodea; Termopsidae
Gene: TyrRS
Product: Tyrosyl-tRNA synthetase
Biological process (GO): tyrosyl-tRNA aminoacylation
Molecular function (GO): tRNA binding; ATP binding; tyrosine-tRNA ligase activity
Source: RefSeq, a predicted model, not a curated record
GUUUGUCCUUGUGCCUCUUCUGCUGCCCUCUAAUCGCAAAUAAUGAAAGACGAAACAAAAACAACUCGUUUUGCGAUGCGGACAUGUGUUACUGCAGCGGCAGGUCUUGGUGGCAAUAGAAACAGCUGUUAGAUGGUGAUGGGUAUAUUAAGAUCAAACCCACAUCUUUGAUGAAGUAUUUUUUGAGGCGAAAUGGAUGUAUCUGAUAUACAAGAUUUUUUUAGCAAGUUGAAUGAACAUUUGUCCAACUUCAGCUAUAUGAAUGGGUUUUCACCAACACAGGCAGAUUGCUAUGUGUAUAGAAUCUUGUCUUCUCAGUUUCCUCCUCCACAGAACUUACCACACAUCCUUCGCUGGUUUAAACAUAUUCAAAGCUUUAAACAAGUAGAAAAAGACAAGUUCCCACAGCACAUGGACCAUUUCAUGGCCUGCACCUUACUCAUUAAAUCAAUGGAGGAGAUUAGCACCAUGGCUCCAAGUGGCGAUACUCUGUCAUGGGAGAAUAAACAAAUUCUAAUUUCACGCAACCUGCAAGAAGUACUAGGGGAAGAGAAAAUGAUUGAAGUGCUGAAGGAAAGAGACCUAAAAAUCUAUUGGGGGACAGCCACAACUGGAAAACCUCAUGUAGCUUACUUUGUGCCAAUGGCUAAAAUAGCGGACUUUUUGAGAGCAAACUGUGAGGUGACAGUGUUGUUUGCAGAUCUGCAUGCAUACCUGGACAACAUGAAAGCCCCCUGGGAAUUGCUGACGCGACGGUCAGAGUACUAUGAACAAGUUAUCAAGGCCAUGCUUGAGACUAUUGGUGUUCCACUAGAAAAGUUGAAGUUUGUGAAAGGAACAGAUUAUCAGCUAUCCAGGGAGUAUACUUUGGAUGUGUACAGACUAAGCUCUGUUAUUACGGAGCAUGAUGCCAAGAAAGCUGGUGCCGAAGUGGUGAAGCAAGUUGAACAUCCAUUAUUAUCUGGGCUUCUCUAUCCAGGACUACAAGCGUUGGAUGAAGAGUAUUUACAUGUGGACGCUCAAUUCGGAGGAGUGGACCAGCGAAAAAUAUUCACAUUUGCAGAGAAAUAUCUACCUCAGCUGGGAUAUGCAAAGAGGAUACAUCUUAUGAACCCAAUGGUGCCUGGACUUGCUGGAGGGAAGAUGUCAUCUUCAGAAGAAGACAGUAAGAUAGAUCUUCUUGAUGGUCCAGCAGCCGUUAAGAAGAAACUAAAGAAAGCUUUCUGCGAGCCAGGCAACGUGGCUGAUAACGGUGUGCUGGCAUUUGUCAAGCAUGUCUUGUUCAACCUUUUCAGCCAAGAUGAAGGAUUUAGAGUUUCCCGUGACGCUGCUUAUGGUGGAGACGCUACAUAUCAAACGUAUGAAGAACUGGAGCUGGCAUUCGGAAGAGAGGAAGUGCAUCCAGGAGACUUAAAGGCUGCUGUUGAGGGCUACAUUAACAGAUUACUGGAGCCAAUAAGGAAGAAGUUUGAGGACCCUGCACUUAAGAUGCUAACUGAGAAAGCUUACCCACCUCCGAGCAAACCGAAAGUACCUGCAGGUGAUAUAUCGCCACAUCGCCUGGAUAUUCGAAUAGGCAAAAUUGUGGAAGUUGCGAAGCAUCCGGAUGCGGAUGCUCUGUAUGUUGAGAAAAUAGACGUAGGUGAAUCCUCGCCCCGCACAAUAGUAAGCGGAUUGGUGAACUAUGUUCCAAUAGAAGAGAUGCAAAACCGUGUGGUGGUGGUUUUAUGUAACCUGAAGCCUGCCAAAAUGAGGGGAAUUGAGUCAAAUGGCAUGGUACUUUGUGCAUCUUCGGAUGAACCAAAAGCUGUGGAACCACUAAUUCCACCUGCGGGAAGUUCGCCUGGCGAACGCGUGCUCAUAGAAGGCUACGAGUCGGGUACACCGGACGACGUUCUGAACCCUAAAAAGAAGAUCUGGGAAAAAUUGCAGGUGGAUUUAAAGACGACGACCAACUGCGAGGCUCAGUGGCAAGGCAAUGCUUUGUCCACGCGAACUGGCAAGAUUACGUCCAAGUCUCUCAAAAAUGCUCCCAUCAAAUAAGACAGCGCCUCGUCAUAAAAUGUAGUUUGACGGGGGCACUUCGAUAUUGUCCUGAAGUGGAACUUACAAAGAAAUUCUUGCUGUUGGGCUUAACGGAAUAUUCAAUUUGUGCAGACGAAACAGAUAUGGAGGCAUCAGCUUGCAUUGAAGUUCUUUAGGAAAAUGUACUUUGUGGUGCGAAAAGAGCUUCCGUAUUUCUCUCUCAACAGGAUUCCAGUAAGAAAAUUUGUAUUCACGUUCAUUCAGUUUCCUUUGUCCACCUGCGAGAUCUUGUCGAGUCUUAAAGACGUUACAGCUCUCAAGUCAUUUCCAGUCGGUUAGCGACCGAAGAUUUGCAUUUUUUCCAGCGUCGUUCAAAUUUUUCGUCUAAACUCCAGACCCAAAGGCACCGGAAGUUUAGAAGCCGUGCACUUCACAGCGCAACCUUAUCGAGAUUAGAGCGCGAUCUGGCCGCCGCGAAGUUGGACCAUUUUCCGAGAACCGUCUCUCGGAUGCAGCGACGGUGUGUUUCGAGGUUAAACGUCGUAAUUCAGUUACAGUAAUUUUUGUGUAAUGUUUCUCAGAACAACUGAAUUAAAAUACGUGUCAGCCCUUCAAAUUAAAUGACUUUACGUCGUAAUGCGGUUAUCAGAUCACACCAAAAAUAAGGAAUAAAUUUUUUUUGAAAAUGCCCUGGGCGACUGCCUGAUUCCGUUUCGUUAAUGUGAGAAAUGGGUAGAAUUAUUACAAAUUUCGCUGCGUGCACUGAAAAUUCAGUGUUUAAAACAUUUUAUAAUUCUUCUUACGUACUUUUUAAAAAAUACGUAUUUCCAAAAAGUGUUAUUUUUGAGGAGAUGAAUGCGCAGUAUUAAAUUUGUAAUGUUUUUGAUUGUAAGUUGUGGAUUUUUUCUCUAAGAGACUCAUUUAUUAGAACUAGGUGUAAGAUGAUGCCUCGUAUUUGUUACUUAAAUUUUAAUUUAUGUACGUACCAGAUAGUUAAGACACGUUACACGAAACUUCCUAAUGACCGUCGAAUCUCACUUUUUCAUGCUGUACGACGUACCUGCACAAAUUAAUUGCUGCUUCAUGCAAUUUGUGAUGCGAGUUUCAUUUUCCGAGUCGCCGCGUUUCUCUGUUUGAAGACGCCGUCAACUGUAAGAGACGCAACCUGAUUUCAGAAAAUUUUAAAAUGUGAAGAAAAAAAAUUGUGUCUUAAAAAUCAAAGAAAUGUGGUAAUUUGGUUUUGGUUUUAAUUAUCAAAAAAUAAUAUUCUUAGAAUUUAUAGCGACACGCUUGGUAAUGCAAGAAUUUUAAUAGGUUUAAAGUAAAAUUCAGAAACUAAAAUUUUUGUAAAACUUCUGCAGGAAGCGUUGAUAAAAUCCGCGGCAAAUGUUAAGUUCUACGAAAAAGAUGUGGAAAUCAGUUUGUGAGCAACGUUUCGCUAUGCAUUCCAAGCCUUAAUAACCUUUUUGAAAAGGAAUCAGUUCAUUUAUUCUGUAAUUUGUCGUGGAAUUGUUGAAUGGUUCGAAAGAGUUCUGUCAAGCGAA